Peronospora matthiolae is the source of this 1089-nucleotide messenger RNA. The record is from the annotation of a GenBank genome assembly. NCBI's taxonomy places the organism in Eukaryota, Oomycota, Peronosporomycetes, Peronosporales, Peronosporaceae.
AUGAAUAUGUUGGAUGAUGAAGAUGACCAAAGCUUUCACGCUACGCGUGACGGCUACUCCCAUUUGAGCGAUGUCAAAUGGGAUGCGGUUGAACGAAUGGGUUCGACCAUGGGCAUCCAUGCUGUUAGCGUCAUGCUAGAGGCUCUCAAUAGAGAUGCCCAACAUGCUACUAUCGCCAAGUUCAUUCAAAAUGAACUUGACGCUGAACGCGAGAAAUUUGAACUGUUGAGACAGCAGCAGGCUGCUGCUGGUGGGUCGAUGCACUCGCGUCGACCCGAGACUUUGAAGAUUGACAUCUCCAAGUAUAGGGGAGUCGAAGAAGACUCCCUCUUGAGAUGGUUCGUCGAAUUGGAUGACGCCAUAAGGGCGCGUCGCAUCGACGACGGGGAUAUGCAAGUUGCAUUUGCCCAGUCAAAUCUGGCAGGACGUGCCAAGACUUGGGCACUGGGGCUCAAGUUGCACGACCCAUAUGCGUUUGGGUCGUUGGAAGUCUUCAAGUCGCGGCUCAGACAAACGUUUGAACCUCCUAGAGCUGAGUUCAGAUCUCGAACCGAACUCUUGAAGCUCAAGCAGGGUAAGCGUGAUGUACACGCUUACGCUCAACAUAUACGACAUCUCACGAGUUGUAUGAGUUCCAAUCCGGUGGAUGAACACACGUUGGUUUCGGUGUUCAUGCAGGGUCUUGCGGAUGGUCCCGUCAAGACUCACCUGUUCCGGCUUGAACUAGAUUCACUAGAACAAGCCAUUUCCAUUGCGGAGCAGGAAGACUUCAGUCUGAGACAGGCUCGCGCCAGCUCGACAUCAUUUCGUCAACCGAGACGAUAUGACAACGGAGGUCCAGAGCCGAUGGAACUCUGUUAUGUAGAGAGCGAGAAGGCUCGCUCUACAGGCUACAAGAAGUUGCAGAGAUGCAACAGAUGUCAAAAGACAGGACACUACGCUUACGAGUGUAGUGCCCCUCGUCCAGUGUCUCGCAACACUGGGCGUAAUGACCGUCCACCCAUGAGAAAGGGGCAGGGACGAGGGUCCGCAGUUGGUGCAAAGACGCAACAACGGGAUGGACCGUCAAAAAACGGACAGGAUCAGUAG